GUUGUCAGAUCUUCUUCUUCUUCGUUUCGUCGGAUUGGUGUGCGAAGAAGAAUCCCGGGUGGGGAUUUCAGUACCCAUGUGACGCGAUUUCGCCGUUGAUUUGUCGAUCGAUAGUUGUUGGCAUUGUGGCCCUCUCGUGGCCGUAGUUUCUGGCCCCGCUACUCGUUCGCAGCCAGCCAGCCAGCCAGUCCCUUCAAUCCUCGUGAUUGUGCGUGUGUUGGGAUUAAGGCGAGCUGGAGCAUUGAUUGUAGUUUUUAGUGUGCGAACUGGGUCGCUGGGGUCGGAGUCGUGAGCCGGAGUGGUAGUAGCCAUGGCGACGAUGCGAGCGAGCCAGGUUGUGGCGCCUAGUUCGUUCGGGGAAGCCGAAUUGGUGAAGAAGGGCGUGCGCGUCGUCCCCAGGGCUUUGCGAAUUGGCAGCUCGAGUGUUUGGAGGGGUACGACACGGGGUUUACACGCCGUGAAGAAGUCGACGGAGUGCAGCAAGCCUGCAGCUGCGAGUCCCGGCGCUCCCCGGGCCGACAUGUCAGACCGCGAGAUGCCCCCUAGCCACAGGAUUAAAGCUGCUAGCAUUUCGGCCUUCCAGGAGUUUCAGAAUGCUCGAGCUAAUCGGUACACGCAAGUGAAGAGCAGUAUUAUGGUAUUGGGAUUAAGUAUCCACACUACUCCUGUGGAGAUGCGCGAGAAGCUUGCAAUACCUGAAGCCGAAUGGCCUCGCGCGAUUGAUGAGCUCUCUGGUCAGAACCAUAUCGAGGAAGCGGGUGUUCUCAGCACAUGUAACCGGUUUGAAAUCUACGUGGUCGCUGUGUCUUGGAACAGAGGAGUCAAGGAGGUCACUGAAUGGAUGUCGAAGACAAGCGGAAUCCCAGUUGAAAACUUGAUGGAGCAUUUGUUUGUUCUGCGGGAUCAAGAUGCUACUCAGCAUUUAUUCAGAGUCUCCUCAGGUCUUGACUCUUUGGUUCUUGGAGAAGGCCAGAUUCUUGCCCAGGUUAAGCAGGUUCUUAAGGUUGGGCAGGAGGUCUCCGGCUUCGGCCGCAACCUCACAGGUUUGUUCAAGCAGGCCAUCACCGCGGGGAAGCGAGUAAGAACCGAAACUAACAUCUCUGCUGGAGCUGUCUCUGUAAGCUCUGCAGCUGUGGAGUUGGCCGUCAUGAAGCUCCCAGUUGGGGGUGUUUCCCGGGUGAAUGUAUUGAUUGUGGGAGCUGGAAAGAUGUCGAAGCUACUAGUGAAGCACUUGAUCUCGAAAGGAUGUACGCGAAUGGUCAUCGUGAAUCGGUCAGAACAAAGAGUUCUCGAUCUACAGACCGAGUUCCCCGAUGCAAAAAUCGUAUACGAGCAACUCGGCGAAAUGUUGCGGUGUGCUGGAGAAGCCGAUCUUGUCUUCACGAGUACCUCAUCAGAGGUUCCCCUAUUCAUGAAGGAGAAUGUGGAACCCUUGGCCCCUGCAUCGCAGGCUAGUGGAGGUGUGAGGCACUUCAUCGACAUUUCGGUGCCGAGAAACGUCGCAGCGUGCCUCUCCGACUUACCCUCCACGCGCGUGUACAACGUAGACGACUUGAAGGAAGUGGUGGCAGCCAACAAGGAGGACAGGCGGAGAAAAGCAGCAGACGCACAGGUGAUCAUCGACGACGAAAUCCAAAACUUCGAGGCAUGGAGGGACUCGUUAGAAACGGUGCCCACGAUUAAGAAGCUACGGUCCUACGCGGAGCGAAUCAGACAAACCGAGCUGGAGAAAGCCUUGAGCAAAAUGCCGGAAGAUUUGACGACAAAGCAGAGGCGGGCACUGGAGGAUCUAAGCAGGGGCAUCGUGAACAAGCUCUUGCAUGGGCCGAUGCAGCACCUGAGAUCAGACGGCACGGACUCCAAAACCGUAAACGAAACCAUCGAGAACAUGCACGCGCUGGAGAGGAUGUUCGAUCUGGGCUCCGAGGUCCUGCUUGUGGAGGCAAAAGCCAAGGGGAAGAAAUGAAAAAGUCCCACCCAGUUAGGGUCUCUCUCUCUUCCACAGUUUUGUACACUAGGCAAAAACAAACACUAAACCAUCAAUAACUGAGAACCCACUCGUCGACACAUUCUUGUCGUCGAGUUCGCACAUUUGUUGAGGUAGAAUGAGUCCCGUUCCGAGACUCACUCUAGAUUUCUCUUCCUUUAAGUAGCACUAGUAUAGCAGCAUGUCACAUGUUCAUACAUUCCAAUAGUAGACAUGCUGUUGUCAAGCUUCGCUCUCCCACUUUCUCGCUCUCGCUCUCUCUUUCUUUCUGGCUCUUGGUUGCUAAGGCAACAACAACAACCACAUCAAUUACAUACGUGUACCUUGGGGCACUCACUGCAGGGUUUUUCUCGGUGUCAUUUUAAUGCAAGUUUGUGCAGAAUGAGCUCUCA
Physcomitrium patens is the source of this 2379-nucleotide messenger RNA. RefSeq names its product glutamyl-tRNA reductase 2. The record is from RefSeq and is a predicted model, not a curated record. Gene Ontology annotation, molecular function: NADP binding; glutamyl-tRNA reductase (NADP+) activity. Gene Ontology annotation, biological process: tetrapyrrole biosynthetic process. Lineage: Eukaryota; Viridiplantae; Streptophyta; Bryopsida; Funariales; Funariaceae.